UCACAAGGUUAGCAGAGAAUGGUGACUCGCUUCCUUCCGGUCCGCUAAGCGGAGGCCGGAAGUGUUUUUUGCUGCGUCUCUGGGAGUGGAAGGCAGUUGGUAGUGGCAGUCAGGGCAGCGAGCGGUUCCGUGAAGCGCUCGGGUUCUCGCGGCUGAGCAGGGAUUUAACCGCCACCAUGUCGAGCAAAAGAGCAAAGACCAAGACCACCAAGAAGCGCCCCCAACGCGCAACCUCCAAUGUGUUUGCCAUGUUUGACCAGUCACAGAUUCAGGAGUUCAAGGAGGCCUUUAACAUGAUCGAUCAGAACAGAGAUGGUUUCAUCGACAAGGAAGACUUGCAUGAUAUGCUUGCCUCCCUGGGGAAAAAUCCAACUGAUGAGUAUCUCGACGCCAUGAUGAAUGAGGCUCCAGGUCCCAUAAAUUUUACCAUGUUUCUCACGAUGUUUGGUGAAAAGUUAAAUGGCACCGAUCCAGAAGAUGUCAUCAGAAACGCUUUUGCUUGCUUUGAUGAAGAAGCAACUGGCACCAUUCAGGAGGAUUACCUGAGAGAGCUGCUGACCACAAUGGGAGAUCGGUUUACAGAUGAGGAAGUGGAUGAGCUGUAUAGAGAAGCACCUAUUGACAAAAAGGGGAAUUUCAAUUACAUUGAGUUCACGCGCAUCCUUAAACAUGGAGCGAAAGACAAAGAUGACUGAAAAGAACUUCAAAUUCCAGCCAAACUUUCCUUGUUGCUACUUUGGGUAUUUCUGAGACUUUCUCUUAGAGCCUAUUGCAUGCCCUUAGCUUUACAGCUUUUGCCUUUCUUGUUGUAUUUAUUCUCAACCAUUUGGGGCACAUGCAUCUCUAUAAUCAGACUGGAAAUGGGACUUUUUUGUCAUUUUCAGAAUAGAAAAUAGGGUAGUUUAACUUACCCCUACCUUCCCCUCCCCCAGUAACUGCAGUCUACAAAGAGUCGAUAUAUUUUUUCAGAGAAAGUUAUUCACUCAAUUUUUUCUGAACCAUAAUUAAACUUUAUGAUAGAAACUUA
This is a messenger RNA of Kogia breviceps (pygmy sperm whale), 1027 nucleotides long. RefSeq names its product myosin regulatory light polypeptide 9. Gene Ontology annotation, molecular function: calcium ion binding. Gene Ontology annotation, cellular component: cytoplasm. The record is from RefSeq and is a predicted model, not a curated record. Gene Ontology annotation, biological process: platelet aggregation. Lineage: Eukaryota; Metazoa; Chordata; Mammalia; Artiodactyla; Physeteridae.